AUGAAGUGCUCGGGCGCCCGGAUCCUGCUGAUUGCUGGGGUCUUUUGGCUAUCGUACACUGUGUGGAUCAAACUGAGGCAGCCUCCGCAGGGCAACCCUGACCCCAGCCGUGGCUCGGUCGAGCUGAGUGACGGCACCUUCACCUUCCGCUUGGAUUACGCCGCCUUCCGGGCCGAGUUCCCCCAGCUGCAGAGCUACCGGUGCCGGGAGCUGAUCCCAGGGGACGGGGUUUGCUCCGGGCCCCCAGGGCCGCCCCUGCUGCUCCUGGCCGUGAAAUCCCACCCAGCGUCCAGCGCCAGAUGGGCCACCGCCCGCCGCACGUGGGCCCGGCCCAGGGUCCUGGGGGGCUACCGGGUCCGACCCGUCUUCCUCGUGGGGGUGUCCCCCGACCCCCGGCACCUGGCCCUGCUGGGCCAGGAGAGCGGGGAGUUUGGGGACGUGGUGCUGUGGGAUUUCGCCGAGAGCCACCACAACCUGUCGCUCAAGGAGCGCUGCUUCCUGCGCUGGGUGGGGGCGCGCUGUGAGCAGGCGGAUUUCAUCUUCAAAGGGGACGAUGACGAGUUUGUGAACCCCCCCGCAAUGGUGGCCUACCUGAGCCAGACGCCCAACGCCUCCCACGUCAUCCACGGCAACAUCCAGCGCCAUGCAGCCGUGAUGAGAGGGGGGAAAUAUCGUGUCUCCCCCGCCCUGUUCCCCCAGGACAAAUACCCCUUCUUCCCCUCCGGGGGCGGGUUCCUCAUGCCCAGGGCCAGUGUCCCGGCCCUGGCCGCGGCCUCCGUGCGCAUCCCCAUCUUCCCGCUGGACGACGUCUACUUCGGCUUCCUGGUGCUGGCCGCCGGGCUGCGGUACCGGCACGACGACCAAUUCCGGGUGUACGGCGUGCAGGAUGAGCAGUGUCUGUACGCGGAGGCCAUGUUGGUGCACGGGGUGUCGCUGGACAGGGUGGAGGAGGUGUAGAGGGGGUUGUAGGAGGAGCAACAGUGCAAUGGGAAGAGGCCCCUCCCCUCUUAGAGGCGCAGGGAAUGGGGCAGGGACUUGUCC
This is a messenger RNA of Malaclemys terrapin pileata, 1041 nucleotides long. Its product is annotated as acetylgalactosaminyl-O-glycosyl-glycoprotein beta-1,3-N-acetylglucosaminyltransferase-like. Gene Ontology annotation, cellular component: membrane. The coding region runs from base 1 to 957 and encodes 318 amino acids. The transcript is spliced from 2 exons. The record is from RefSeq and is a predicted model, not a curated record. NCBI's taxonomy places the organism in Eukaryota, Metazoa, Chordata, Testudines, Emydidae. Gene Ontology annotation, molecular function: protein N-acetylglucosaminyltransferase activity.